Molecule: messenger RNA, 5094 nt
Organism: Anneissia japonica
Lineage: Eukaryota; Metazoa; Echinodermata; Crinoidea; Comatulida; Comatulidae
Product: zinc transporter ZIP3-like
Exons: 2
Coding region: 217-1290 (357 amino acids)
Biological process (GO): zinc ion transmembrane transport
Cellular component (GO): plasma membrane
Molecular function (GO): zinc ion transmembrane transporter activity
Source: RefSeq, a predicted model, not a curated record
GGCUGGUGGUUAGUUGGCAAAGUAUUAAAUUGUGUUUAGGUAACGUUGAUAACACUAACACAAUUUCUAGGUUAUUUAAUGAAGCAAAGCUUAAGGUAUGUUCCUGUUUACUAGCGUGCAUGUUGGAGGGUCUGAGCAAACAGUUGAGGAACAUAAUGAACAUUUGAAAGGUGCUAAUUUUGAUGAUCAACAGCUCAGAAUUUAAGUACAUUUGUAAUGCCUUCUGCUUACACAACACAUGUACCUCCUUCCAGCACACCAGCAAUUUCAACGACCACUGGAAUCAUGGAGGAUUUGAUGAUGUUGAAGCUUGUAUCUAUGGGUCUUGUGUUUCUUUCUACAUUCCUAGGUGCCUUAUCUCCAUUGAUCCUUUUCCGAUCCAAAAGCAAAUUCAAAUCUGGGCCUGUUGAACGGAAUUUUAAAGGGCGGAUCUUAAGCUUUUGCAAUUGCUUGGCAGGUGGUGUAUUCCUUGCAACAUGUUUCCUUGGAUUGUUUCCUGCGGCACAGACACAAGUGCAACAAAUCGUUAAAGAAAGACACAUUGACACUGAUUAUCCUGUUUGUGAAUUGCUGGUCAUUGUUGGUUUCUUUUUGAUUCUCAUUUUUGAAAAAUGCGUCAUCACGUGCACAAUGAAGGAAAAAACAACCCUAGAUGAAAUAGAGAUGACUAGAAGAGACACACGAUUGAAUGAAAUUAGUGAACAUUCAAGCGAAGAAGAAAUAUUUAGUAGUCAUGAAUCGGACAGAUUACCAAUGCUUAAAAAUGGUAGCAUACCAAAGCGCCAUCAUAAUCAUCAUCAGAACCAUAGUGGGCAUAGUCAUCUUGGUGAUGGAAGACAAAUAAAUAGUCUGCGAUCUUUAGUUCUACUUCUUGCACUGUCAAUACACUCUGUAUUCGAAGGUAUGGCUUUGGGAUUACAGACUGAAUCUCGCACGAUUUGGUAUCUUUUAAUCGCUAUGAUAGUGCACGAAUCGUUAGCAGCAUUUGCUUUAGGAGCCAGCUUAUUGAAAUCACAUGCUACCAAGAGAGUCUUUGUAUUAUAUGGACUGAUAUUCUCAACAAUGAUUCCAAUUGGAAUUGUGCUUGGAUUAGGCGUGAGUUCAGCACAGGGUGUCACGGCCCAUGCAUGUUCAGCCGUCCUGCAAGCCUUCGCUGCUGGUAUUUUCAUUUAUGUAACUUUUUUUGAAAUAUUAAAUCACGAAUAUGAAAAUGAAAGUGACGGGCUUUGGAAGGUAUUUUUCACUGCUAUUGGAUUUGGGUUCCUUGCAGUUUUUGAAGCAGUGGGGUGAAAUGUAUGAUUUCAACCAUAGAGAAAGAAAAUAACAAAAUCCCUAAAUAUAUUUUAAACAUAAAUUUAUAAUUUUAGGUUUGCAUAAAGUAAAAAUUCUCCAAUUACUAUGGUAAACUUUCAUGCUUGUUUUGUUUUACAAUAUAAAUAAUGAUCUAAUCAGUUUCAAACUGUAUACUUUCCUAUUGUGUUUGUGAAAAAAGACAAGCUGUAGGCCUACUAUUGGGCUAGUCUCAUCUUUAAGUGAUGGGAGAAUAUAUUGAAUUUUGGGACUAGCAUCAAAUUUAGGUCUGACAAACUAGCUUUUGAACUUAGUUUGGUCUUCUUCUGGUUUACAGACUUAUGUCACACCUGCAAAAUUGUUGAUGACAUAUAGUGUCAUACAAUAGAGAAAAUAUGGUCAUACUGUAGGAGUCCUUUUUAAUUGAGUGGAGUUGAAUAGCUUGGUGGUUAAGAUGCCUGGGUUCAAUUCCUGUCAGUGUUGCAUUAUUAUUUUAUCACAACUAAAACAACUCCACUUCUCUAAACCUCAUAUUGAGAUUUAGUUUGUAAAGCAUCAUGUAUCAAUGUUAUUCUUGUCAAAGGAAUUGUCACCUACAAGUAGGACAGCGAUAUAUUCACUAUUGACAGUCCUUGAUGCAUGUGUUAAUGUGUGCCUAAAGUAAAUAAAAUAAAAUCAUUUGUUGUGGUAAAAGUGGAUGUUUGUAAUGAUGUUUUUAUUUAUUAUUUGAUUCAUCAUGUACCUUGUAUACAUUGUUUGUUUUUUUUCUUUUUUGAACUCUUUUUUUUGAAGAUCAUUUUUAUUUCAUAAAUUAUUGAUUUUGUAUUUUAAAGAUUUUGUAAUACUUUGUUUUUCAACUGUUGGUACAGGGGCGGAUCCAGUGUAAUACUUUGAGAAUACUUAUUUUUAGCAGGGAACAGUGAAAUUUCACUGUUUCUUUGUUUUAGAGGUUUAAUUUGUUUUAAUCCACCAGAAAUUGCCACAUUAUACAGACACUGUAUAUUUAUGAUUCACAAUACAUCCAUUUUUUAUUUUUGGCCAUGAAUACCUCAAUGCUAAGAUGGAUUCCAUCUGUAAUGGAGUUCUAAACACAUUGUACUUGCAUUACUGUAUAUCACAGCUGAAACCAAACACCUGCAUUCCUAUUGGGAUCAGCUUAAAGGUAAUAAGCAAGAAGGUAUGAACAUGAUUCACUGUAAAAUUAUAGUGAUGGUCCCUGGGAGUAAAAAGUGAACAAACUGUAAUUCUCUUUCUCCAAGUCAUGUUCAAUAGGGCGUAGUUGGCCCUUAACUGGACAUGUCAUGCUCAGGGGCAGAUCCAGAAAUGUCCAAAAGGGAGGCCGAAAGUGGGGCCGAUCGAGAUAACACACCCUAGGGGUCCGGGGAAUUCCCCCGUGCAAUUUUUGUUUUCUAGAUGCCCGAAAAUAACUUCUGAGGUGUUUUGGACAAUCAAUUUUUUCUUUUUCUUUUUUUUAACUUUCCAAAAGAGUAGAGGGGGGGGGGCCACCCAAGGCCCCCUUAAAUCCGUCCCUGACGCUAGGUGCUGUGAGAGACUGGUAUCAAAUUACAUUAAUUUCAUAUUCCCUUAGAACUGUUUACACAAAUUCACUCACUUGCAUUACAGGCCUACUAUACGUGGGACACCAGAAAUUGCCACAUUAUACAGACACUGUAUAUUUAUGAUUCGCAAUACACCCAUUUUUUAUUUUUGGCCAUGAAUACCUCAAUGCUAAGAUGGAUUCCAUCUGUACUGGAGUUCCAAACACAUUGUACUUGCAUUACUGUAUAUCACAGCUAGGUGCUGUGAGAGACUGGUAUCAAAUUACAUUAAUUUCAUAUUCCCUUAGAACUGUUUACACAAAUUCACUCACUUGCAUUACAGGCCUACUAUACGUGGGGCUUGCCCAAAACCAAACACCUGUUGUGUUCCACUUGGGAUCAGUGUAAAGGUAUUUGCCAGGAGGUUAUCAAACAAAAUCAUGCACUACUAUAAUAAGUGGUGGUUCCUUGGAGUAAAAGUUGAACACAUACUGUAGAACAUUCUCUUUCUCCAAUUCAUGUUCAGUAGCCGGCGAGCCUUGUUGUAUGAUCACUGUUACCCUAGGUAUUGUGGGACUAUAAAUUCAUUGUACAUUGUGUGAUAACUUUUAUUUAGCACUACAGUAAUGAAUUGUGCUCAGCUAUUAAAUGUGGCGAAAACAAGCCAAACCAGUCACUUCUCAAAAAUCAUGUUUUCGAGAUACAGUAAUGGUUAAAACAUGUUGGAAUGUCAACAUUUUCGAAAUCUAUUUUAUUGCAGUAAACUAAACAUUAUGUACCUACAUCAUGCUAUGUUACUAUUUUCCUCAUUUUUCUAUGUUAAAACAACAUUCUUUAACAAUGUUUUUUUCUCUCUGUGAAAAGUCUGAAAUCAUAAAAUUUAAAGGCUUAAUUAUUUCUCAAUUACUGUUAUUUAAAUGCUAUGAAGACAUAACAAAAUUUCAGAUUUAAAUGAUUCUUUAACACUGUUAUAACUUUCAUUUUAGUACUGUGUAUUAAUUAUAAUAACUACAUACAUGUAACAAAAUCUAUUUUUUGCGAGGUGACUGGUUUGGCUUGUCUUAGCCACAAAUGGUAUGAAUUGUAUUACAGUACUUUCAUAUUCCCAUCUGUUGGAAAAUUAUUCAUGACAAGUGAUAACAAUAUGUUAUUAUCUGCUAAAUAUUAUUUCUAAUUGCUUUGGUUAUCAUUGUCUUAAUUUUUUUUUGUAUUUAACUGAGUUAAAAAUAUUUAUAGCAUGGUUAUACCCACAGUAAGAUUGUAUUAGGUUUACAAUUUAUAAUAUGAAGUGAAAUUGGUUAGUAUCAAAAUGCUGUUUUCCAGUUUGCCAACAAAAAUAAUGCAAUCACUCAUUUAAUAUUUUUUAUACAUUUGUGCUAUUUAUUUACAUUUGCUUUUGAAUAUGCUGUAUUUUAUGUCAUAAAAUUUCGGUUUGGUGUGAAUUGUAUUUUAAUUAUAUAUUUUAAUAGAAUUGGUAUAAAUUGCCAAGAAAUUCAAUUUAUUUUCAGAUAGUUUAGUGAUAAGGUGCUCUUUUGAAAUAAGUGUUUAUUUCAUUUUAAUAUAUUUCAAACAUUGAUUAAUUUAAAUUUGUGAAUGAGUCAGCAAAAAGCAAAUGUUUGCUUUUUUAAAUGAACAUAAAAAUUGUAUUAUUAUAUUAUUGAGAAAAUGUAAAUUUAUCUGAAUAUGAACAGCUUGCACUAGUGACAUUCUAAACAGACGAUGAAAAAUGACAUCAUAUCAUGACCAUAUAUGGUCAUACUACCAUUUUUUGUCAAAAGUCUAUGCAAAGACAGGCAUUUUGUUAAUUAUUAUAGCAGUAAACAUGAUUUAAUUGGUGAGGGAAUCGUAAGUAAUUCAUGUUUUAAUUAAAAAGUUUAAAAUAAAAUUUAUAUGGCAGUAUAUAUGUAAUCAUUAAAACUAAAAAUUCUAUUGAUAAUUGAAUUUCGUUUUAGUAGCUACUGUACUGGCACAUCAAACAAUAUGGUUACAAUCCAAGAAAAGGUUUGGAUUUUAACAGGAAAAUAAUGAUUAACUAAGUAUGCACACUUAAUCGUAACAAUGACUUUGUCAGCUGUCGGAUCAUUUGCAUAUGACGUCUUUUGUAUGAUUAUGUGACAAGUUCAGUAUAUCUGUGGGCUACUCAAACAAGACCAUAUAUUUUCAAAAAGAACCAAAUAUAAACAAAUAUAGAAUAAUGUGUAUCAAGAUAAAAAAGCUGGUUUUGCUAUUAUUUCAUUUUGAAAUUCAAUAAAACCGUGUGAUUUAA